Messenger RNA from Lepidothrix coronata (blue-crowned manakin), 4443 nucleotides. It is a transcript of the gene SCARF1, whose product is annotated as scavenger receptor class F member 1. The coding region runs from base 767 to 3496 and encodes 909 amino acids. The transcript is spliced from 10 exons. Gene Ontology annotation, molecular function: scavenger receptor activity. Lineage: Eukaryota; Metazoa; Chordata; Aves; Passeriformes; Pipridae. The record is from RefSeq and is a predicted model, not a curated record.
AUUGGCUAAAACAGCUUUGGGGGUGACAGAAGGAGGCACAGGGGGAGCCAGGUGAGAUGCUCAGGCAGGUACCAAUGAUUCAAAGAAACCUCUGAACAAUCUGAAAAGCACUUUUAUUACGACCAGAGAAUGCAAAGGGGCAGGUGUUUUUCCCCAGUGCACUCCGCUGAGCAAAGAAAUACCAUAGCUUUUUAUACAGUUUGAAAGUAGCAAGUUUAAAAUUACCUAUGCACACACUCUUUUUGCAGUCUGCCUUAUCUAAAUAGACACUUAGUUUUACCUCUUAUUCUUACCAUUAUAGAGUAGUUACAUAAAGUUUUAUAAUUUCAAACAGUUUCAGGUUCCCCACCCCUCUCUACGUGCUAAAAAGCCUUCCCUAUUCUCUAAGCUAUUUUAUCUUAAUUGCCCACAGUUUGGACAGAAACUUUUAAGCAGUUUUACAUUUUGCAAAAUCACACUUACGUAGCUAAAUAGCUAAAUUUUAUUUCAUUUUCUAUUUCACCAACCCCCAUGUGGUUGUGCCAAGCCCUUGGAUGCCCAUUUCUGCUGGCAGGGUGGCAGCAAGGGCCGAAAACAGCCCUUUAGUGGCAUUCCCUGCUCCCCUCCCUGCCGUACUCCUGACGUCUGGAUUGGGGUGACUCCUCCCGCGUUUCCUCAGGAAGAAACCCAAGGCUGGAGGGAGGAAGAGGCCGCACCACGGGAGGGACGGGACAGACGGACGCCGGCGUGGGGCUGGGGAGCCACCAGGACUUGGGCCCUGGUGGUGAUGGGGAGCGUCCAGCCCAUCCUCUGCCUCCAGCUGUGGCUGUGGGUGCACAGCUCUGCCCAGGAGCUCGACCCCGAUGGCAGGAACGUCUGCAGGUUCCCCACCGGCCUGGAGUGCUGCCCUGGCUGGAAGCAGGACGGGCGGGAGUGCACAGUUGCACUGUGUGAGGGGAAGGAUGCCUGUGGGGAGGACGAGGUGUGUGUGAAACCCGGGGUCUGCCGCUGCAAACCCGGCUUCUUCGGAGCAGACUGCAGUUCCCGUGAGUGUUCCCACAGGGCUCAGCCAAUCCCACCAUCACCUUUGCCAGCCUGGAUGCUCCCGGGAGCUGCAGGACUUCCCCCCAUUCCUCACAGUCUCCUUCCCCCCGCAGGCUGCCCCGAGCAGUACUGGGGCCCCGACUGCAAACAGAGCUGCCCGUGCCACCCCAACGGGCGCUGCGACCCGGUGAGCGGGCACUGCACCUGCGACCCCAACCACUGGGGACAGGUCUGCCAGUUCCCCUGCCAGUGUGGCCCCCACGGCCGCUGUGACCCCCUGACGGGCGCCUGCCACUGUGAACCGGGCUGGUGGGCACCCAAUUGCAAGAAGCAAUGUCAGUGCAACCUCGCCAGCUCCCACUGCGACCCUCUGACCGGCCUCUGCCGCUGCCUGCCGGGCUGGUGGGGCAGGAGGUGCAGCUUCAAGUGCUCCUGCUACCACUCUCCCUGCACCCAGGAGACGGGCAAGUGCGAGUGCAAGGCCGGGUUUUGGGGGCCGGCGUGCCAGCGGCGCUGUGACUGCGUGCACGGCUCCUGCAGCCCCGUCACCGGCCACUGCACCUGCGACCCCGGCUACCAGGGCAGGAGCUGCCGGGAGCCCUGUCCGGCGGGGAAAUACGGGUCUCAGUGCGUGCACAGCUGUGGGAGCUGCAAGCGAAGCCAGCCCUGCUCACCCGUGGAUGGCUUCUGCCUGGCCUGCCAGCCUGGUUGGAACGGGACUCUCUGCAAGGAUCCCUGCGCUCCCGGCUUCCAUGGCGAGAGCUGCCUCCAGCCGUGUCCCCGCUGCCAGCGCGGGGAGCCCUGUGACCCUGAGACUGGGUCCUGCCUGCACUGUGAUCCUGGCUGGACAGGACCCAGCUGCAACAACUCCUGCCCCACAGGCACCUUUGGCGAUGGGUGCCAGCUCCUCUGCCCCGAGUGUGUUGCAGGGAGCUGUGAUCCCAUGACAGGAGUUUGCAUCUGCCAGGCAGGCUACUGGGGAGACAGCUGCAAUGACACCUGUCCAGAGGGAUAUUUUGGAGUGAAUUGUUCCGAGCCCUGCCAGUGCUCCCGGGGGACCUGUGACCCUGUGCAGGGUGACUGUGUACUGAGUUUGAAGGACCACGGAGCCCUUGCAGCCGCCAUCCUUGUCCCUCUCCUGCUGCUGCUGCUCUGCGUUGCCUGCUGUUGCUGUGGAGCCAGCCCAGCAGAUGCUAGAGACAGGGCGGCUGUGCCGGACGAUGAUGUCGUGGCCAGGAUGAAGCACCACGUGCAGGGGGUGCUGGCGAACCUCAGUGCUAUGAUGCCCUGCUUCAACCUGGGAGGCUCUAAACUCCCCAAAGUCACAGUGUCCCACCAUGACACGGAAAUCCCCUUCAACCCCAGCUUUAUCGAGUCGCCAUCGGCUGCGUGGGUGUCAGACAGCUCCUUCUCCUCCUUCGACACCGACAACGAGGGACCCGAGUACUCUGUCCCUCCCAGAGAAGGCAUCCCACUGCUGGGGGGGGCUGAGCUGCAGGAUGGGACAUCCCCCCCUGGUGAGGUGCUCCCAGACCCGUCUGCCUUCGACUCCGAGGAUGUGUCCCAGCCCUUCGCCAUCCCUCGCACCUCCAGCAUCGCCAAGGCCAAGCGACCCUCCGUGUCUUUUGCCGAGGGGACAAAAUUUGGGGCAGUGGAGACCCCCAGCCCCAGCUGGAAGCCCAAGACCCCAUGGGGCCCAUCCAAGCUGACCCAAACAGCAGCGGAUGUGGCAGCGGAGCCCCAGAGUGAGCGACCAGCCAGUGAUUGCUACGAGAACCCCGAGCCCCUCAGCAAGGGGGAGGAAAGCCACCGGCCAUCACCACGGGCCACCCCGGGGGGACGCAGGAGGGUGGUCUCCAGCACCAGGCACGUGGCCCAGAGAGUGGAGGCACUGGAAGCAGCUGCAAAAUCUGGCAGCUGGGAGGCGAAGGGGAAAGAGCCCAAUGUCACCACCAUCUACAUGAUGGUGGGAACGGCCGGGCAGGACCCCAAGGCAGAAGGAGGUGGUGAGGGACCGGUCCAGGCUAUGCUGAAGCGUCUGGGCAGCUUGCAGAGGGGCAAGUGGGCUGCCAAGGAGGAGCCCAAGGUGAGGAGGAGCAUGGAGGCCAUCCAGAAACCACCCCGCCGGGCCCUGGCGCAGCGCAGAGACUCGGUGAACAGCUGCAAGCAGAGGGAGAGUGUCCCAGGGGCUCCUGCUGAGCCAUCCCCCAGCAAGCACCAGCAUCCCCCUGCGAAGAGACUGUCCCUCCUUCUUGCAGCUCUCUCAUCAAAAAGCACUGGAGCCCAGGAUGGGGCCAGCGAAGCUGUGGGUGCCACUGAGAGGGGCAAAAGCCCUGAGUUAGUUGUCAGCCUCGAAACAAAGGGACAGGCUGCCAUGGAGGAAGAACCCAAAUACGAGAAUGUGACCAGCAGUGGUGCCAAUUCACCCUCCAGCCCUGGCAAGGAGCUGCUGACCACCCCUGCAGCCACCUGAACCACCACUGCCCGGGCUGGGACAGUGGGAGCCCAGGGGAUGCCUCCAACUCCAUCUUGGGGGGAGCCGAGAUCCCGCUCCGAGCUGUGAACUGGAGAAGCAUCGAGCCUUUCCCUGACCCCCUCUCUUCCCUCUGUGCUGUGUUGCUGGACCCUCGCUGGCUGGCACAGCCGGUGAGAUGGGUGAUGCCAAGAGCCACAGCGGUGGCAGCCUGUGGGAUUGUGGUGCUUCAGAGCUGCUUUCCUGCUCUCCCCUGCCUUACCUGCCACAUCUGUGUCUGCAAAGCCUGGGGGCACAGCUCUGGGUGUGAUGGUGACACCUUCAAGUCCCUGUUGGCAGUGGGGCCUGGGGACAUACAUCCUCUUAAACAGGAGCAGGGCGGCUGGAGGCUCAGCUGGGAAAUGCACAGGCGAGAAAGAGUUUCACCCCAUCGGCUUUUGCUUUUCCCUGUCCCAAUUCCAGUGAUGCUGCUCGGAGCCUCCUGCUAUAAAGGUGCUUCUCGCUGAAGGGGAUUAUUUUGUGGAGCUGGGCUGAGGAGAGAUGAUGGGCUGUCACGAGCAGCUUCAGAGAAAAUUAAUUUUAGCUGCUUAUCUCAAAGGGUAUCUGGGUCUGCAGGGGUUUAUCUGUGUGGCUUCUGUGGCAGGCCCUGGCUGCCUUUGCUUCUAUGUACUUGUGUAGCCCAUGGAAAGGCUUGUGGCACAGCACGGGGUGUAGCCACGGCCUUUUAAACUGCAAUACCAGGCUGCAGUUAUGCAAGAGCAAACGUGGCAGCUGGGCAGUGCCCAUCAACCUGUGCACCUGGCGCCGUGCUGGUCCAGAUAAGGAUGAAAGUUGCAUGGAAAACAAGAUUUCUACGGGUCCCCUGAGCUCCUGCCAUCUCCCACGCCUCAUUCCUGCUGUAAAGGCGGUUGAGAUGUCAAAGAGGAUUUGCAGCCUGAUCUGGUUUU